This is a messenger RNA of Monosiga brevicollis MX1, 1890 nucleotides long. RefSeq lists its product as uncharacterized. Gene Ontology annotation, cellular component: cytosol; mitochondrion. Gene Ontology annotation, molecular function: RNA binding; polyribonucleotide nucleotidyltransferase activity; 3'-5'-RNA exonuclease activity. Gene Ontology annotation, biological process: mitochondrial mRNA catabolic process; mitochondrial RNA 3'-end processing. The coding region runs from base 1 to 1890 and encodes 629 amino acids. The record is from RefSeq and is a predicted model, not a curated record. NCBI's taxonomy places the organism in Eukaryota, Choanoflagellata, Craspedida, Salpingoecidae. The transcript is spliced from 17 exons.
AUGAUGCGCGUGGGCUCGUGCUGGCAGCGCCAGCGCCAGCUGCAGCAGCUGGCCCGCCUGAUAGCGGUGCGGCAAGCUUCAAAAUACGUCCCGUAUCUCUCUCCUGUGGUUCGCAUCACCUCCGAGGCCGCUACUGGCUCACAUGAGCCAGCUACAUUCACCUGCGGUGCCCUCGCCUACCAAGCCGACGGCGCUGUCACUUUGGAUCAAGCCUGCCCUCUUCAUUCAACCCCUUCCCCUUUCUUAACACCCCUGCUCCAACAGGUCGACUAUCGUGAGCGAGGCACGGCCGUCAAUCUCAUCCCCAAAAGCUUUCACCGCCGCGAGGGUGGCGAGCGUGAUCGCGAAACUCUCGUGGCUCGACUGGUGGAUCGCAGCCUUCGUCCCCUCGUGCCCAGUGAUGUGGCCGCUUCCACCCAGAUGACCGUCAAGCUCCUCGCCUCGCAAGCCCGCAUGGAACCAACCGUACAGUCCAUCGAAGCCGCCUCAGCUGCUCUCAUGGUCUCGGAUAUCUCUUGGCACGGCCCUGUCGCGGCCGUUCGAGUUGGUGUUCGAAAAGCUCUAGAGGUUGCUUCAGACGACGAGCCCUAUGAGCUGCUCAUCAACCCGGAUCACAAGGAGACGGCCGAAUGCGUUGGCGUGCUGCUCUAUUCUGGCGUGCAGGCUGGAGCAGUCAUGAUCGAUUUCGAGGGCGCCGAGCUCCCUCUUCCUGCCCUCAAGCGUGCCCUUCGUGCUGCGCAUCAACAUAUCCAGCCGUCUCUUGAAGCGCAGCGCGAACUUGGCGAGCGCGCCGGUCGUACCAAAAAGCCACUUCUCCGCGAGCCGCUCGCUUUGGGCAUCAUGGCAGCGGCUAUCACCCAAGGCCUGGAAAGCGUGCUUGAAGUGUUGCGGAUGCACAUGCUUUCCAAACGAGAUCGCAUUGAGCGACUUAACAGCAUCACCGAUCAGCUUGAAGCUGAUCUUUUGCAACAGUUUCCCAUGGCUGGCCUGCGCCUCGUGGAUGACGCACUGGAGGAGGUUCUAAAGGAGGCCUUACGUCAGCUCGUCUUGAGCGAAGACACUCGCAUUGAUGGCCGUGACUUUGACGAAGUGCAAGCCGUCCAGGCUGCCAUUAACCUCUAUCCUGAAUUGCAUGGCAACAGCCUUUUUCAGCGUGGUGAAACCCAAGUGUUUUGCACGGCAACCCUGGGUGAUCGUGAUGCUGUCAAGCGCCUGGAUGAGAUUGAGGUGGCUGUGGCCGGCCUGAGCCCACAAAAAAGCUUUUUCUUCGACUAUGAAUUUCCUGCAUACGCCAUUAACAAAAUUCGCGUGCGGCGCGGCCAGAUGCGUCGCGAAACUGGUCACGGCUCGCUGGCCGAACGAGCCCUGGGCCGCAUGAUUGAUCCCGGCUAUGAGAAUACCGUGCGUGUGACAAGCCAAGUAACCAGUUCUUUUGGCAGUUCAUCCAUGGCCUCCGUCUGCGGUGGCUCCCUGGCUAUGAUGGAUGCUGGCGUCCCGCUGCGCGCGCCAGUUGCUGGUCUCUCGUGUGGACUUGUGGGAUACACGGACGAAGAGGGGCAGCUCACAAAAUACCAACUCUUGACUGAUCUCAAGGGCUUUGAGGACAUCUAUGGAGCGAUGGAUCUGAAAAUGGCCAGCACCCAAUCCGGUGUCAACGCGAUUCAGUUUGAUACGGAGCUGCGCGGUAUUUCCUUGGACGUGUUGGAGGAAGCCAUGCAGCGUACAUUUGACGGCAAGCAGGUUGUGCUCAAAGAAAUGAACGCGGCCAUGCCAGCCACGCGCACUGAUCCCAAGGCCUGUCACCCGAUGACAUGUGAGUCGUCUUCCGCACCUGAUGCAUUUCAACCGCUUCUAGAACACGUCUACUCAUCAAGAGACUUUUGUUUGUGA